Molecule: messenger RNA, 4008 nt
Organism: Phytophthora infestans T30-4
Lineage: Eukaryota; Oomycota; Peronosporomycetes; Peronosporales; Peronosporaceae
Product: vacuolar membrane-associated protein, putative
Exons: 4
Coding region: 1-4008 (1335 amino acids)
Biological process (GO): negative regulation of TORC1 signaling; positive regulation of autophagy
Cellular component (GO): GATOR1 complex
Molecular function (GO): GTPase activator activity
Source: RefSeq, a predicted model, not a curated record
AUGCGUAGGCGCUACGAACGUCGGCGCGCCGCCAAGGCCAAGGCGACCGCCGCCACUGCGGCCGCAGAGAAGGCAAAUACGUCCACUAGAUCUCCAGGUCCCGUAGAAGCCACCGCAGCGUCCACCACCGCACCCAAAAAGCGACAGGCGACGGUGCACGCGGCGGCUCAGAUCAAACUUCACGUCCAUGGCCACGAGUUCCAGAACGGUGAGGAAAUCGUGCUCAACCCGGAGAGUUUCCCCCAGCUCAAGGAGCUUAUAUGGAAGGAUUAUGUAGUAGAACUUUUCCACCCUGAGCACAUUGGCGACGGAUCCCCACAGAACCAUCUACUGCUUGAGAUCCCGGAGAGCAGUGCCGCCCCAUUCAAGGGCAAGAUGCAAGUGAGCGUACUGAAGGACACGGCUGCCAUCUUUCAGCUGGCGCCUUUUAAGGACGUGACCGUACGCUUUCUGCCCAAGACACAGGUCGAGGCGGACUUCGUGGAGGUCUCACUUAAGGAUCAAUUCAUGUCCAGACGAGACCUCAUGUACCUCAAGCAGUCCAUGGUGGGCACGGCGCUAUACGUGGGAAAGACAAUCAGAGUACAGGGGACGAGAUGGCAGGUGCUGGACGUGCGUUCAGGCGGCGAAAAGGUGCGCAGUGGAGUCAUCUCGGAGAAUACAAAGUUCACAUUCCGCUCGCGCACGUCGCGCAUCAUGUGGCUGGUGCAAAUUAGUCCAGAGAUGUGGGACAUGGCUAACUCUGGUAUGCUCUACUUGGAAAUCUUCCUCACGGUGGUGCGAAAUGUGCUGAAGAAGUGGAUGAAGCACAAAGUCUCGCACAGUCUUACAAUUCUCUUUUACUCCCGCUGUUUUUACCCCGAAAUGGAUCAGAAUAAAGACUGCUCAACGUAUUCGAACCAAAGAUUUAUGCCCAAAAGAAAACAAUCGCGUACAGCGGACGAUGAGAGAGAAUCGUCCUUCCCGUAUGAACGGAGUGAUUGCUUCUCGGUUGGAGUCGACGAAGACGGCAGACACUAUCAGGAUUUUUACAAAUUGGUCGCAUUUGACAGUAUCAUUACAGACGUUCAGCCGUUGCUUGUGAAGCUCAAAGAGGAGAUGAACGCGUUCCCGAGGAAAUGUGGUUGGCGAUCACCAGCAGAUUUCUACGUUUCGUCCUUCUCCCCUGCGGAAUUAAUUCAGGACGAGUCUGGCCCACGUCCAGGUGUCCCCUCUAAUGCUCGUGAUGGAAAUCUGCUAGAAGCUGUGAAUCUUGUGCUCAACAUUUUCGAAAAACAUCACAUCGACCGCGAUUUAUCACGUAGCGGGCAAAGCGUUGUGCUUAUCACCCCAGGUAACGGCAUUUUCUCGGUAAACAAGCGUCUUUCCGAGAUCACAGAGCAGCGCAUGAUGGAUCAUGGUAUUGGCAUUGACUUGAUUUCGUUGGCGUCUCGCCCUCUGCACAAGUGCCCGCUAUUUCUCUUCAAGCAGUCCGAUUUGUCAGAAAUGAAGCUGCCUGGCAAGAAAGAAGGCAACCCUGCGACUGAGCUGUGUCUGUGUAACAACAAUUUGCACGGUUCAAAGAAUGGAUAUCAACGACGCUCACGAACAGGCUCAAGCGACGUGGUUUCCGACUCGCAGUCAGCAGCAGCAGACACUGGCGUAUCGUCAAUGCGAACUGGCCAGCUGUGCAAGUAUUGCUUGCAGAGGAUGGAAAACCGGAAAAACUAUAUUGUUCCGCUGUGGAUUCCGCUAUGGUUUGUGCAAGAAAACAUGCUCAUCCCGCAUGAGUGUCCGCUAGAUGAAGACAUCACCCAGUUUUGUGACGUCUGCGCGCCAAAGAACUCGAAGAACAAAAUGUUUGAGCCACUCCCGAUGUGUCGGAUGUUUAAGGACAACGAUUUUACACAUUUCGGCUUCCUGUCGCUUCCGAAGCCACUGGAAUGCUUGCUACAUUCCUUUAAACAAGCUGAAUCAUCCCUCAGCGACGAUGAUCGCGACAACAUGGGUUCUCGUAUAGCUCCUUCCGUUAGCUGCUCUACAUACGACAACGUCAUUCUUGCGGGUCUGAAUAGCGACCUUGUCCGCGCUCGAGCGUCUUCCAUGGCGUGCUCAGAGGACUCUCUAUUGUAUGACGGAGAAGUCGUGACCAAAAUCCGAUCAUUCUCCUAUACCGAACAGAAUAAGCUACUGCAGGAGUACGAAAGAUACGACGACGGAGUGUUUGGCUUUGCUCCAGCGCCGAGACUGGCGCAGAAAUCAUCCGACAGCGACAUGAGUGUCCGCUUAGCGUCAACGCCGCCAUUCCGACCUGGAAUGUCGUAUCUGCUGAAAAAACGAACAGGAACUAUUGGAUUUCACUCCAGUUCAGCGGGCAAUGCAAACGACAACGGGAGUAGCAACAGUGCCGAAACUCGCUGGCGUCAUUUCGAGCAGCGAGAACCAUCUCCACUGAAUGUUGACAUGGCUGAAUACCGAGGAAGUUUAGAGGCUAAAGUGGGCUCGCUGGAUGACAAACCGAGGAUUACUUCAAGCUCGUUCCCGAACACGUUUCAGCUGGGUGACGGCAGUGCACCAAACCAUACGUCGUUCACAACCAGUCCGGUGUUGCGUCCUGCUGAGGGUGCAGUAAAAGAAGACAUAUUUCACUCCCAAGCAUUCAUGUUAAAGCAACUCACCAGCAAUCAGCGUCGAUGGAGUCAAGUGCGACCAUAUGAAGACCGCCAGUAUAAGCUUGCUCAGAACGUGUUGAAGUGGAGGAGUCUGUGUUUUCCUGCUCUUUUGCCUUUAGCGAGUGAUUUCAUGCCAGCUCCGAAAGAGUUGCAAGCACACUACACCGAGUCUUUCUACAGCGUCAUGCUGCCUGAGCGCGACGAGCGAAACGGAGUGACGUUCCGCGAUUAUCGUGAGUUGGUUCUGGAGAUGGUAGCACAGAGAUUAUCACAAGAUUUCCAGCUCGUCUCGGCGGAAGACUCGAGUGAAGUCGGCGAAAAAGAUGGCACAGUCUAUCGCCUUAGCAUGGGCCAUCGAAUCCAUGAAAUCGUACACAACGAAGAAACCCAGACGAUCGAUGUCAAGCGCUAUCUCCAAAAGGUGACGACACGGUCGGAUGUGGACAUUAUGGAAUAUCGAUACUCGCUUUGGUCGCCUAUCGUCGAUCGGUUCGUUACUGUCGCCCAGGAGUUCCGCAAGUAUCCGCAGAUCGAAUACCAGUGGAACCAUCUUGACCAGCUCAUCUGCGGAUACAUUGAUGAUAUGAGUGAAGGAAUCCGCUACAAACGCAGCCUGUUUUGUCUUCUCCCGCCGCGACUAGGUGGCUCUGAUGUCAGCGAUCAAGACAAUCUGCGAGAUUAUACGGAAGGCUGUCGGAAGUUCCUGGACUUUUUGCGAGCCAAGGCAGAUGCAAGCACGAGGUUCCCUAAUGUGAAGCUCUCGACAGACUGGAGAGAAAACAUGUCGACGAGCGGUGCUGAUGCCCUUAAGCGAGUGGGUCAGCGGAGUGUUAAGAUGUUGCUGCAUACAAAUGAUGCCGUCACGAGUCAGAAUUGGGUGAUAGCGAAAGUGGACACGGAAGUUUUGCCAACGCAAUGCUAUCACGUGGAGAUUCAGUGGCUUGUUUGCCGCAGUUCCCUCGUCGAUGAUCUCAUCACAGCAAUCAGCCGUCGCGCCAAGCAACUCGGUCUGGAGUUACAGAGAGUGACUGAGAAUGGUAUUUCGAGCAACCUGGACCUUCAUCCGCUGAACUGUCCCAUUUUCCUCAAGAUUGACGACCCAUCUGAGCGUCGAAUGGUAGAGAAGGCGCUGGUUGAGCGCUUUGACUUCUGCUGCGAGGCGCUGCACCCGAUCCCGUUCACUCACCUGAACCAUAACGCUGAGUAUGCGAUCGUCAUGCAGGAGCCCCGACAGCCACGCGCGCGACGUAUGAUCUCAUACUACCGACAAUAUGUGCACCGAUCGUUGUCGUGCUUUGCUCGCAUGACUCAGACUGGGUUGGUGAGUUGCGACAGUACAUUGAGUCACUUCAGAUAG